This is a messenger RNA of Bombina bombina (fire-bellied toad), 6728 nucleotides long. RefSeq lists its product as uncharacterized. NCBI's taxonomy places the organism in Eukaryota, Metazoa, Chordata, Amphibia, Anura, Bombinatoridae. Bases 302 to 6328 code for a protein of 2008 amino acids. The record is from RefSeq and is a predicted model, not a curated record. The transcript has 20 exons. Gene Ontology annotation, molecular function: DNA binding. Gene Ontology annotation, biological process: regulation of DNA-templated transcription.
UACAGCUAUAUGUGGUUUCAAUUAGAAUUUUUAUAAUGCUUCAGACGGAGCAAAUUAACUAAUGGUUUGUUUCCCUAUUCAAAUAUGGCGACUUAGUUCCGGGAUUGUUUUUAUGCUUUUGUGACGUCACAUCAAGCGACAAGCAACACGAAAACCGGGAUGGAAAUUAACGCUGCAUACUUAUUCCGGUUUGUGGGAAAUCCUUACUUGAGAAUGGCUAACUACAUAGCAUGUAUUCGAUAAUCUACUACAGCGUAGCAACCACAUUUUGCAGCCCUCCAACAGUGGCUCAAAAAAUCCAAUGCAGAACUUGAGAAGUACGUUUCCCCAAAAUCAUUGUCUGGCUUCCUCACUGUUAAAGUAUCUGACUUACUCAUUGAUAAUGAACGCCGACCAGAAAAUGCCUGAAAAGAUCUUGAAUCAUGUAUUGCAAAUAAUUUAUCUGCUGACUGGAGAGGUCUCUGCUUUACAUCUUUUCUCUAAAUCACAGUUGAAGAAUACAGAGAAGAACAUUUCUGAGGGUAUCUUGAAUCACACCAUGGGGAUCAUUUGCCUGCUGACUGGGGAGGAAUACACCGUUGUUAAGAAGAAUUCCCCCCACAGUAACAUUGACCAGCUGGCUGAAGAGGUCCCUAUAAAGUGUGGUGACAUUGCAAUAUAUUUUUCUAUGGAGGAAUGGGAGUAUAUAGAGGAACAUAAGGAGCUUUACAAGGAUGUCAUGAAGGAGAAUCAGCAGAUACUCGAGACUGUGGAAAAACCAAUUAUAGAAACCACUGGUGACAUUAAGAUUGAUGAUCAAUUAAAUGUUGAAGAAACAGAAGAUCUAUGUGAGAAGAUCCAAUCGGAAGCUUCAGAAGAGGAACUCUGUGACAGUAUCGGCACAGAUUCUCCAGAUGAAGAUAUGCUUUAUAUGUCUGUUAUUGAGGAUGACGAAGAUGAGAAGUCUAUUCAGAAGGUGCUAAUAGCUUCAGACCCCUGUUCAGGAGAACCUAUGAUUGUAACAAAAAUUGAGGAAGAGGACGAGUCAUAUGAUAUGGUUCAGUCUGAGCAUGAAACUCACAUAAACUCUAGCACAGAUUUAUUCACAGACAGCAAUAGACUGUCCCACAAUCAAGCAUCUUUUGUGAUGAAAGAUAACUUUGGAAAAUACUGUUCUCAGGAGACAAAUAAUCAUUUCCCAAGUACACCAAGCAAAAGUCUUAAGGGACCUGCCACAACUGGUUAUCCGAGUGAUUAUGCUAAUAAAAUCCACCAAGUAUGUGCAAAACCACAGGGCUCUCGUAAAAAAUUGUCAGCAAAGCAUUCUAAAUGCAGUAAAGAUGGUGAAAAGUUAGAUGGUAAAUCAACUUGUAGGUCUGGCCAUUAUUCAAGUCAGAAAUCAAAUCGUUUUAGACAUCGGAAAUACCGCAGGAACGGAAAAAAAUUUGUAUGUUCUGAUUGUGGCAAAUGUUUUGUUAAGUCCGAUCUUAUCAGACAUCAAAGAACUCACACAGGAGAAAAACCAUUCAAAUGUUCAGACUGUGGAAAAUGUUUCACUCGUAACUCAAGUCUUAAUGCUCACAUGACAAUUCAUACAGGGGAAAAAUCGUAUACAUGUGCUGACUGUGGGAAGUGCUUCAGUCGUAGUUCAAAUCUUAAUUCUCAUAAGAAAAUUCAUACAGGAGAAAAAUCCUAUACAUGUUCCGACUGUGGGAAAUCAUUUUCUAGCGGAUCAGUGCUUGUUAUCCAUAAGAGAAUACACACAGGAGAGAAGCCGUUUGCAUGCUCUGAGUGUAACAAAUGUUUUGUUAGCAGCUCAGAACUUGCUAAACAUAAGCGAAAACACACAGGAGUAAAGCCAUUUUCAUGUGCGGAGUGUGAGAAAUCUUUUGCUAGCCAUUCAGGGUUUGUAAUACAUAUGAGGUCACACACAGGAGAAAAACCAUUUGUGUGCUCCGAGUGCGGGAAAAGCUUUACAAGUAAUUCAGCGCUUGUUAUGCAUAAGAGACGCCACACAGGAGAAAAGCCAUUUGUGUGCACUGACUGUGGAAAAUGUUUUGCAACUAAUGGAGUGCUGGUUAUUCAUAAAAUAAUACACACAGGAGAAAAACCAUUUGUGUGUGCGGAUUGCGGUAAAUGCUUCACACAGAAAGCAAGUCUUUUUAAGCAUCAGAGAUUUCAUAUGGGAGAUAAACCAAUAUGUGGAGCAAAUUAUUUAUCCGUUGCGUUCAUUUCGGUUCACAGAAACACCAGCAGAAUGUCAGCGGUGUGGAAAUAUUUUAAAAUUAAUGAGGAAAACCCACGGAUGGCAGACUGCAAACUUUGUUCUUCAAAACUAUCAAGAGGUGGUGCAAAAGUCAGUUCUUAUAAUACCAGUAAUCUGAUAAAGCACUUGAAAUUAAAACAUAAAAGUGAGCAUGGAGAAUUCGCCACUCUUGCUAGCAGUAGCACUCAUCAGCCAACUCUGCAGCAAACUUUAGCAAGAAGAGAAAAGCUGUCAAGAGACAACCCGAGAGCUGUAAAAAUAACCGAGGCCCUCACCCAAUUGAUUAUUCUGGAUGAUCAACCCCUUUCAAUUGUGGAUAACAUGGGUUUUUGUCGAUUUAUCAAUGUUUUGGAGCCGAAGUAUGACAUUCCCAGUCGCCGCUAUAUCGCAGACGUCAUCUUACCGCAGAUACACAAUACAGUUAAAAAGCACAUUACCAUCAUGUUGCAGGAGAAGAUAAAGGCGAUUAGCUUCACCACUGACAUCUGGAGCAGUAGUGUGAGUCCACUGUCUCUCAUCAGCUUAACAGUGCAGUGGAUAGAUGACGAAUUCUCUCUUCGACAGGUCAUGCUCCACGCAAAGAAAUUUGAUGGCUCUCACACUGGCCAAGCAAUAGCAAGCAUACUUGAGGAAAUGCUUCAGACUUGGGCUAUUCCCAAAGGUUCUGUUCAUGUUGUGGUCCGGGACAAUGCCAAAUACAUGAUAAAAGGCAUGGAAGAUGCAGGACUUCCCAGUAUUUCAUGUGUGGCACAUACACUACAGCUGGCUGUCUCAGAAGGGCUGUUAUCACAGUGCAGCAUUUCGGAUGCUGUGGGAGUCGGGCGCAGAAUAGUUGGCCACUUCAAACAUUCUAACCUGGCAUACUCUCGGCUGCAGGACAUCCAGAUACAGCUUGGUCAACCAAUUAAAAGACUCCAACAAGAUGUGCAAACUCGUUGGAACAGCACAUUUUACAUGCUGCAGUCUCUGAUUGAGCAGAAACAGGCCCUUGGAGUGUAUGUUUCUGAACAUGAGCUCCCUGCCACUAUUACUGCAAACCAGUGGAAUCUGAUGGAGAAGAUGCUAAAUAUCUUGGGUCCUUUUGAAGAGCUGACUUGUCAAAGAGUUUUAUCAAAAGUGGAUGAGGACCAUGGUAUUAAAACAAUGAAGAGCACUUUGCUUGCUGCUUUGCAGAAGCGCUUCUCUGAUGCAGAGCAAAACCCACUUUACUGUAUCGCAACUUUACUCGAUCCAAGGUAUAAAGAUCGAUUUUUCACUAAUGCACACAUUUCCAGGCAGGCAAAAGAAAUGUUCAUACUGGGACAGCAAAACAUUUCUGAAGAGAUAGAGGAGCAUGAAGAACCAGCUGCCAAGAGGCCUCACCAUGACCAGCCAGGUACCAGUCUGGACAGCGUCUUUGCAGAAAUUGCUGGUGAAUGUCCAUCUCCAUCUGAGAGCAGUGCUUACAAAGCUGCUACUAUACAACUGGAAGCUUACCUGGGGGAGAUCACUCAUAAUCUUCGUUUUACCAUGAAUAUGAGUAGAACAGAGAUGCCUUUCCUUGAUGUUCUUAUUAAACCAAACACAAAUGAAUGUCGUGUAGAAGUAGAACUAUAUAGGAAAGAGAGUGCAGGUAAUACUCUGCUAAUGGCCAAAUCUAGUCACCCAAGACAUGUAAUAAAGGCAAACCCCAAGGGCCAAUAUAUGAGGACGAAGAGAAAUUGCAGCACGGAAAGUGCAUACGAGGUGCAUUCUGAGAGAACCACUGAGCGGUUCCUGGAAAGGGGAUAUAAAAUUGAUGACUUGAAGGAAGCAAAGACCAAAGUGGAUGAUAUGACAAGGCAAGAUUUGAUUACAUAUAAGACUCAGAAAAAGGUUAAUUACCAGCAGAAACCAGUAUUCAUUACGGCCUAUAGCAAAGAAUAUGAUAAUAUUUGUCAAAUAAUUAAGAAAUCCCUCCCCAUACUUAGGGUAGAUGACACCAUGGAUAAGAUAGUGGAAGGGGGAUGUAAAUUUGUAACAAGGAAAUCUAGGACUCUGGCGAAUAUUCUUUCUCCGUCUAUGCUCCCCACAGUUGCCAGUGAAAACUGGUUAACUCUGAAGAAAGGUUUCUUCCACUGUGGCAGUAGAAGGUGCAUUUCAUGCACCCAUGCCACACUGGGGGAUACGUUCAAAUCUACCGAUAAUGAAAAAUCCUUUCAUAUAAAGGAAUACAUUAAUUGUAAUACAUCUUACGUGAUUUAUCUACUCACGUGCAAACAAUGCAACAUUAAAUAUGUUGGCCAGACGACCAGACCCCUCAAAACAAGGUUCCUGGAGCAUCUGAGAUCCAUCAGUGAUGAGGACUCGGAUGCUCCAGUUGCCUUACAUUUCAAGUCUGAACAUAAUGGCAAUAGUAAACUACUAUGCUUUCAGGGUAUUGAGCACAUGAAGAAAUACAAGAAGCAGAUGGCUGAGCAGUUCUUGAGUCAUGCCCUAGGAAUCAUCUACCUGCUGACUGGAGAGGAAUACACGAUUGUGAAAAAGAAUCCCCCCCGCAAUAACAUUAAUCAGCUAAAUGCAGAGAUGCCUGUAAAGUGUGAUGACAUUGCAGUGUAUUUCUCUAUGGAGGAAUGGAAGUAUGUAGAAGGACACAAGGAGAUUUACAAAGACGUCUUGAUCGAGAAUCACCAGACACUAAGGAGUUUUGAAAUCUCGACACAUGAGAACCCAGAUCACCAUGAUGAUAAUCUAGAUACGGAGUUACUUAGUGAAGAUGAAGAUGAUGAGAGACUUGUAAAGAAAGGUCCACAAGCCAAGACCCUUGUAGAUCUCUGCUCAGGUGACAUGAAAGUUGCUGAUCAAACAGAUGAAGUGUGUGUAGUGAGUCUUGAUGAGGUUUUAGAAAAGGAAAUCUGUGACCAUAUCAGCACAGAUCACCAUGAUGAAAAUCAGGUCACAAUGUCUAUUAAAGAUAUGCAAGAUGAAGUGGAUGUUUAUCAGGUGGAAUCUCAUUCAGACUCCUGUACAGAGAACUCAUUUAAAACAGAUGAAAAUAACAGGGUUGCUAUUGAAGAAUCAAACCCAACACUCUCUCUGAUUGAAAAUACAACAGAAGAUAAUUUCAGUUUUGCUACUCAGCAACAUCAAGAAAAUCUCUCUGAUAAAUACUCAUCUGAAGAAUCAUGUGAGAUAAGAAAUUUCACAUCUAUUUCAAGAUCUUUCAAAAGUGAGGAAGAUUCCUACUGUCUAGAUGAGUAUGUUUUCAACAACUGUUACAAUGCACCAUCUACUUCUAGGACUGUUAACAUGAAAGAUCCAGCAAAUUGCGCAGUGCAGGUUAGCAGCCUAGAGCAUGAUACAUAUCAGGACUCAAAGUCUAUAGACAAACCAUACCUCUGCCAACUUGUUAAACACACUGGUACACAUUCAAAAAAGAACAAACAUGUUUGCAUGCAAUGUGGAAAAGACUUCUCUCAUUUAUCCAGUUGGGUAAGGCACAAUAGAAUUCACACUGGUGAGAAGCCGUAUGUUUGCCAGCAGUGUGGAAAAGGCUUCUCUCAAAAAUCAGAUUUGGUAAUACAUCACAGAACUCAUACAGGAGAGAAGCCUUAUGCUUGCCAGAAAUGUGGGAAAAGCUUCUCACAUAGUUCCAGUCUGGUUGCUCACCAUCGAACACACACACGAGAGAGACCAUUUAUUUGCCAGCAUUGUGGUAAAGGCUUCUUCAGAAGUUCUAAUUUGCAUGAACACCAAACAAUCCAUACAGGAAAGAAUGUAUAUGUUUGCCAGAAAUGUGGUAAAGGCUUUUCUCGGAGGUCAAAUUUGGUUGUACACCACAGAACCCAUACAGGAGUGAAGCCAUUUGUUUGUCAGGUAUGUAAUAAAGGCUUCUGUCAAAUGUCAAAUUUGAUUUCACACAAUAGAACCCAUACAGGAGAGAAGCCAUAUGUUUGUCAAAAAUGUGGUAAGGGCUUCUCAAGGCGCUUUACUUUGAAUGAGCACUAUAGGACACACAUUGGAGAAAAUCCAUAUGUUUGCCAGAAAUGUGGGAAAGGUUUUUCUAACAGCGCUAGUUUGGUUGCACAUCACAAAACCCAUAAAUCGGAGAAGUCUUGUUUGUGACAAUUCUUAAAAAUGCUUUAUUCAUUUAUUUAUAUUGGCCAGCUUGUACAAAAAGCAAAAAAUACAUUACUUUUUGUUUAUGUAUAAACUUAAUAUUGGAGAGAUCAAAUAUUUGUAAAAAAAAUUGUAAUUAUUGAACACUAAGAGAAUAUUGUAUGAGUGAAUCAUCUGGUUUACCAAAACUAUUUGAAUUGAUUCUCUAAUAGUUCUUUUUCUACAAUAUUUUACUCAUGCAGAAUAGAAACUACACUGGAUUUGAAAAGUCUAUUCUACUUUAUGGACAGCUUUUGUUGAUUUAAGUUCGGAAGACAAAUUAUAUCAAAGUUAUUUAACCUAUUAAUAAAAUAUUGUAACCUUGUAAUUUGUUCAGAUAUAACCAAUAAAUGCCGUCUUACAUCAA